Molecule: messenger RNA, 1640 nt
Organism: Prinia subflava (tawny-flanked prinia)
Lineage: Eukaryota; Metazoa; Chordata; Aves; Passeriformes; Cisticolidae
Product: multiple C2 and transmembrane domain-containing protein 1-like
Exons: 4
Coding region: 1-648 (215 amino acids)
Source: RefSeq, a predicted model, not a curated record
AUGUCCCCCCGAGGGUCAUCUGCGCCUCAGCUUUGGAGCCCUGCAAGCUCCAAACAUCCCCCCCAAAAAACCCCAAACCCAGGGACCCCCCCGGGAUAUUUGGGGCGAGCUCCCCCUCCCCGGGCACCUGCGGGAUGGGGGCGGUCCGGGGGUGCUGCGAGUUCAGGGAGCGCUGGAGCCGCGCAGUUCCUCCGCUCGUCGUCUCCUCCCGCUCCCUCCUGCCGCUCCGCCUCUUCCUCCCUCCCUCCUCCUCCUCCCCCGUUCCCCGGACCCGUCGAAGCCCGCGGGAGGAGCGGGAAUGGAGCCGGGCCAGGUCUCCACACAGUGCAGCUGGGAUCCGGGAGCUUUGCAGUGUCCAUUGGUGCCACCUGGAUCACCCAGAGGUGCUGGGAAUCCAAAGGCAUCACGGUGGAGCAGAUGAAGCAUUACCUGGGGCACACCGGUGUGGAAGAUCUCCCAAAAUACAUCAGAUAUGGUCAGGAGGCUGUGGAGUACAAAGGUAGCACAACAAAAAGCUGUCCUCAAGUGCUUCAUCUCCACUGCACCCACAUGUCCUGCCUGCUCCUGCCAGCUCUUGCUCUCCAGUUGCUCCUCAGAGGCCACGAGGGGCUGGCAAAGCCCCUGAGCAGGCACCAUGGACAGGUUUGAAAUGGUAAGUUCAAUUGAUCUUCAACUAGUCAGUUUGGUAGUAGAAUUAACCUUUCCUCAAAAUAUAGCCUCUGCUUGCCCAUUUUGAAAACACUCACAUAGUGUGAAUUUGCCUUAUCUUGUAUGUGCUAUAUUUACCUGAAAAACCUUUUGAAGAGAAAAACACAUUUACUGUUUAUUAUGUCUUUCACGUUUCCUAAGGACAUCUGGCUGGUUUUGGUAUGUUCUGUUACUGCAGGCAUCAGGCCCAGUGCUUGCAGUCUAAUUGAAGAUGUGUUUCAUGGAAAAGAAUAGAAGAAUCUACCACAGAGACGGAAGGGUAAUGGUGGAAAAUAAUUCUCUUUGGCCUAUUACUUGUGGUCCUUGUAAACCCACUGUGCAAGGGCUGGGUUUGCAAGCUGCAGGUUGAAGUACAGUGAGUUUGUCUGGAUAAUGCUGUAGCCCCAUCUCAGCAGAUGCAGAAAGGGGCCAGAAUCCGGCAUUUGGAGUGUGAAUUUGGGGUGCUGGCCUUGCCCCAGAGGAGAGGCAGGAUGUUCCCUGCAGGGUCUGCAUGGAGCAGACAGAAGAGAUGGGCAAGUGUUUGCAGGGCCCCUGGGAGGGGAUCUUGGGGUUCCUGUCAGCAGGAUCCUUGUGCAGCUCAGGCUGGGCUGGGCAGCAGCUCCAUCUGCAGCUUCCAUGUGCUGCUGCAGCAGCUGCUGCUGGGGACCCUGAGGGAAGAGGCCCCGGCAGGGAUGGAAAUGCUGCAGGGACAGCUCCAGCCAGGGCCAGCAGUGAGCUUUGCCUUCCUGCCUGGGGAAAUGAGGCUCCUCUAGUGCAAGAGGAGGCAAAGACAAAAUCAAGUUCAACACUUCAAGGAACACUGUAGAAAAUUGGAAGCCUCUCCAAAUGUCACACACAUUCAUCUGUUAGCUCUUCAGUGUUGGUUCUUGUAAAAAGCCUUUCCAGUUUUCCCUUGGAUCUGAGAUUGCAGGGCCCACAGCUGGGCUUCAGAG